GAGUGAGGCCAUUUCAGUUUAAAUUUUGUUCGGAUAUAAAAUACAGUCCACAACUUACGUACUUCUUGAUAAACUGAAGCAAACCACACGGAUAGAUACAGAGGAAUGGAAGAGAGCAAGGGAAUAGUGUGUGUAACUGGCGGAACAGGCUUUGUGGCGUCAUGGCUUAUAAAGAGCCUUCUUCAACAUGGCUACUCCGUCAACGCUACGGUUAGGACCCAAAUAUCUGGAGUGAAGAAGGACCUUAGCUUCCUUACAAACUUACCUAAUGCCCGUGAGAGACUCCACAUAUUCAACGCCGAUUUCGAAAAUCCAGAUAGUUUCAGAGCUGCAAUUGAAGGAUGUGUAGGAGUUUUCCACGUUGCUCACCCCAUAAACUUCCAAGGGGAAGAAAGCGUUGAAUCAAUCACCCAUAAAUGCGUUGAGGCAACUUUAGGAAUUCUCAGAGCUUGCCUCGACUCAAAGACGGUGAAGCGAGUAGUCUACACGUCCAGCCUGUCGAGCGUAGUUGCAAGGGAGAAGCUUCCGCAAGUGUUGGACGAGGAUGUGUGGACCGAUGUGGAUUUCGCAACAAAAUUGGAGUUGGGUUUUGCUUCCUACAUUGUUUCAAAGACGGCCACUGAGAGGGCCGCUCUUGAGUUCGCGGAGAAGCAUGGUAUGGACCUAGUCACUGUGGUCCCGUGCUGGAUUCACGGCCCCUUCGUCUGCCCUUUCUUGCCUGGAUCCGUGUGGUCAUCUCUUGCUCUGUUUCUCGGUAAUGAGAAGCAGUUCAAGUAUAAUAAGGUUACACCUAUGGUGCAUACAGACGACGUAGCUAGAGCGCAUAUACACCUCUUUGAGCAUCCCGGAGCUAAAGGGAGGUACCUUUGCUCGUCCGUUGAAGUUAAGUACGAGUAUCUGUGCGAGUUUCUUGGAAGGAGGUAUCCGCAGUUUCAAAUGCUGAGUCCAGAGUCUCUAUGUGAUCCUGAAGUUCCAUUCACAAGCAUUUCAUCAAAGAAAUUGUUGGAAACAGGCUUCAGCUAUAAGUAUGGACUUGAGGAAAUGUACGAUGAGGCAAUUGCAUGUUGCAAAACCAAGGGCUUUCUGUGAUCUGUUUUAUUGCAUUUCUUUCAUCUUCUCAUACAGUAUGUUUAUUGUGUAUAUGUACUUAGUUUAUUACAAUGAUAUUAUGUUUUAGCAAAAGGAAUGUUUAUGAGAACGACCUAAGUUUACAUA
Molecule: messenger RNA, 1215 nt
Organism: Salvia hispanica
Lineage: Eukaryota; Viridiplantae; Streptophyta; Magnoliopsida; Lamiales; Lamiaceae
Product: vestitone reductase-like
Molecular function (GO): oxidoreductase activity, acting on the CH-OH group of donors, NAD or NADP as acceptor
Source: RefSeq, a predicted model, not a curated record